GUAGUGGAGAGAAAGAUGCAGCCUUCGCCCCCGCCGGAGCACAGGAGGGUGAUCCGCUUCGUGACCUUCCUGGCCCUCUCCCUCCUGGCUUUCUCCUGCUGGGCUCUCGUCAACUCCCGGAUCAACAACGCGAUCCUGAUAGCCGAUGCCGACAAGACGCCGUUGCUCGCCGGCGAUGAUGAUGACAGACACAAUACUGGCGGCGACCAUCCUGCGCCGAUCCCGGUGGCCGUGCCAUCCAGUAGUGACUUGAUGGCGGAUGCCGUCAGGAUGGGCAAUCCGGUUGUUCGAGAGAUGUCGUUGGCAGGAGCAGCAGGAGGAGGAGGAGAUGGGAGCGAGGGAUCAUGCGACGCCGAGAACGCGCAGCUCAGGGUGUACUUGUACGACCUGCCGCCGGAGUUCCACUUUGGCAUGCUGGGGUGGGACGGGAAGGAGGCGUGGCCGGACGUCCGUGACGCGGGCGCUGUGCCACACUACCCCGGCGGCCUGAACCUACAGCACAGCGUCGCGUACUGGCUCACGCUUGACAUACUAUCCUCUACGCUGCCCCACAGUCCGGACGGCGGCGGCGGCAUGAGCAGGCCCUGCGUCGCCGUCAGGGUGACAAACGCCAGCCUCGCCGAUGUUUUCUUCGUGCCGUUCUUCGCGUCGUUGAGCUACAACCGGCACUCGAAGCUCCGGGGGAGGGAUAGGGUGAGCAGGAACAGGAUCCUGCAGGCCGAGCUGGUGAGGUACCUGAUGAGGCAGGAGGAGUGGAGGAGGUGGGGCGGCAAGGACCACCUCGUCGUCCCUCACCAUCCCAACAGCAUGAUGCAGGCCAGGAGGAAGCUAAGCGCCGCCAUGUACGUCCUCUCGGACUUCGGGAGGUACCCGCCGGACGUCGCAAACCUGAAGAAGGACGUCAUUGCUCCUUACAUGCACGUGGUCCGGUCUCUCGGAGACGACGAAUCGCCGGCAUUCGGACAGCGGCCAGUCCUGGCAUACUUCCAAGGAGCCAUUCACAGGAAAGAUGGUGGAAAGGUUCGUCAGAAGUUGUACCAGCUUCUCAAGGACGAGAAAGACGUGCACUUCACCUACGGGAGCGUCCGGCAGAACGGGAUCAGGCGCGCCACCAAAGGCAUGGCAUCGUCCAAGUUCUGCCUGAACAUCGCCGGCGACACGCCCUCCUCGAACCGCCUCUUCGACGCCAUCGUCAGCCACUGCGUCCCCGUCAUAAUCAGCGACGAGAUCGAGCUCCCUUUCGAGGACGUCCUCGACUACUCGGAGUUCUGCGUGUUCGUCCGUGCGUCGGAUGCUGUGAGGCAGGGCUCCCUGCUGCGCAUUCUCCGAGGCGUGACCAGGGACCAGUGGACAACCAUGUGGAGAAGGCUGAAGGAGGUGGCUCACCACUUUGAGUACCAGUACCCUUCGAAGCCAGAUGAUGCUGUUCAGAUGAUCUGGGGAGCGGUGGCUCGCAAGAUGCAUUCUCUGAAGCUGCAGCUUCACAAGACUGGCAGGUAUCAGAGAACACAUUCAGAUUCAUGA
This is a messenger RNA of Aegilops tauschii subsp. strangulata, 1524 nucleotides long. RefSeq names its product probable arabinosyltransferase ARAD1. The record is from RefSeq and is a predicted model, not a curated record. NCBI's taxonomy places the organism in Eukaryota, Viridiplantae, Streptophyta, Magnoliopsida, Poales, Poaceae. Gene Ontology annotation, molecular function: glycosyltransferase activity.